AUGGUGUUCCUCGUAACGUUGGUUGCUGUGCUGUUGCUCUCCGAUGGAGACUGCGAUCAGCGGUACGAAUAUCUUUCCUCCUUUCUUUCAUCUCCUGUUGGUGGAGUUAAGGCGCACUGGCGGGAAUUUCCGCACCUCGGAGCGAUCGGAUGGACGCGGGACAAUGGAAGCAUCCAUUGGGGUUGCGGUGGUUCGUUGAUAUGGGAAAAUUUUGUUCUUACUGCCGCUCAUUGUGUUUUCCAUUCAGACUUCAAUAAUUCACAGCCGACGGUGGUGCGCUUUGGAGAUCUGAACCUUCAUAAUGAAACAGACGAUCAAUUUGUCCAACAGUACAACAUCGUGAAGAUCAUUCGUCAUCCGGAGCAUAGGUUCAGUGCAAAAUAUCAUGAUAUUGCGCUGCUGAUGUUGGAGAAGAACAUUGAAUUACAUGGCACCGUUGUUCCGGCGUGUCUUUGGGAUGAUGAGGAGGUUCGUUUUACCACUCUAGAGUCAGCCGGGUGGGGUGCAACAGGUUAUGGAGAAUCUCAAACACCAAAAUUAUUGAAAGUAUCAUUGCACCCAGUUGAGAAAAGUGUGUGCGAUCGGCAUUACCGUGUUGGAGAUCGUGGCCUUAAACAAGGCCUCCAGGACUAUCAACUGUGUGCAGGCGAUGCGAAGAUGGACACAUGCCAGGGUGAUUCCGGAGGUCCACUAGAGAUCAAGCUGUUGCAUUCCUUAUAUAUUACACCGUUCAUCGUAGCUGUUACAUCCUUCGGAACCAUCUGUGGAAAGGCCAUCCCUGGGGUGUACACAAAGGUGGCGCCUUACAUCCCAUGGAUACGCUCCGUAUUGGAAGAACAUGGAGAGGUCGCUUCCGAGUGGAAAUUCAAACCGUACGGUUGCGCAUUGCGGUAUGAAAGGUUCAGGCCAUACGAUCCGGUCAUAACAGAUGGCUUAUACGAUGCAAACGACGGAAAUCUCACGGACCUGCUGGCAAAGGUAACCCCACAUGCAACCGAGAAUUGUACGUUGACGAAGCAGUAUCAACCACUUUUGACAAAGGGACUCGCAGAGGAGCAUCUUUGCUUCGGCAGUGACAUCUUCCUAGUGCCGGAAGCUUGUGAACAAACGUUUGGAGGUGGAAUUCAGAGUACAUUUGUAGCAAACGGUGCAAAACAUACCGUUUACGCACUCAAUCUCCUCGGAAGGGAUUGUGGAUUCGGAGAAUCAGCUCUUGGAGUGAAGAUCAGCAGUCAUGCGCAAUGGUUGAGCCAAGUCAUCCUGAAGAAUAAACGGCGGGGUGACGAGUCGGCGUUGUUCUUCGAUACAGACCUCGAGCUGGGAGACCAUUGCGGAUUACCCGAUGGAACGGUUGGAAUGUGCACUGAUAUACGGAGAUGUCCUAAGGUGCAGUACGAUCUUAACAUCCAGAAAAGGGUGACCUUCUGCAGCAACGGUUCCAUUGCAUGUUGUCCGUUUCAUAACGUCCUCAAUGCCACGCAGGGAGCUGGCAGCGAAUUGGACACGUGUUCAUCCCAGUUCAGAUUUGUCACUGAACAGUACGACUUACCCUACGCCGAGCACGAUAUCGAUCUACGAUUCCCACAAGUGGUUGAAAUUCAAUGGAACCUAAGCCAUGGACUACAUAAAUCGUGUAUUGGGACGUUAAUCAGUCAAAGCGUGGCGGUUUCGUCAGCAAGCUGCCUUUCGAGCAUCGGCGACGAAUCGGCUGAGAUCAUAUUCAACUGGGAAAAGAAAACGACGCAAAGUUUGAUCGAGAAGAUCAUUAUUCAUCCCGGAUACGACGCAAGUACGCUGCAGAAUGACAUCGGAUUGGUAAAGAUUAGUGAAACCGUUGAGUCAACGAUACCGGCGUGUCUCUGGCAGAAUCAAACACACACUCCAUUGUUUUUGCAGCAAGUUAGGCUAUCCGAGAGAGUCCCGAAGACAGUGCCGAGCUUGUCGAAGUAUAAUUCGGAUUGUGACGACUUGGGAAAACCUAUUGGACCAACACGUUUCUGUGCGGAUCUCCAUCAUAGUCUUUGGGGUGCAACAACGACAUCCGGUGCACCAGCCUUCUGGCAGGAGCUACUCGAUGAAGAUGGGACAGUUGUGACUUAUCUGGUCGGCAUCGCAAGCGAAAGCUUCAGGAAUUAUACAAUUCUUACUCGCAUUGAGUCGUAUGUCGAUUGGAUUAAAAGUAAUUUGUAG
Anopheles coustani is the source of this 2190-nucleotide messenger RNA. RefSeq lists its product as uncharacterized. The record is from RefSeq and is a predicted model, not a curated record. The coding region runs from base 1 to 2190 and encodes 729 amino acids. The transcript is spliced from 10 exons. Gene Ontology annotation, molecular function: serine-type endopeptidase activity. NCBI's taxonomy places the organism in Eukaryota, Metazoa, Arthropoda, Insecta, Diptera, Culicidae. Gene Ontology annotation, biological process: proteolysis.